This is a messenger RNA of Chelonus insularis, 1841 nucleotides long. RefSeq names its product decaprenyl-diphosphate synthase subunit 2-like. Gene Ontology annotation, biological process: ubiquinone biosynthetic process; isoprenoid biosynthetic process. Gene Ontology annotation, cellular component: transferase complex; mitochondrion. Gene Ontology annotation, molecular function: prenyltransferase activity. Lineage: Eukaryota; Metazoa; Arthropoda; Insecta; Hymenoptera; Braconidae. The transcript has 5 exons. The record is from RefSeq and is a predicted model, not a curated record. The coding region runs from base 473 to 1717 and encodes 414 amino acids.
AGUAAAUAUAUUAUUAUUAAAUAUUAAUAAUUCAUCAAAUGAUUAAUCAGUUGGAAAUUUAAUUAAUAGCAACAGUCGAUUGGACAAAUCAUAGGUUAGGUUAGGUUAAAUCAAAAUAAUAAUUUUUCAAAUAAAAAUCAUAAAUUUAUUGUAAUUAAAGUAUUGCAAGAAUUAACUAUUAAAUAACUGAUGAUUCACUUCUUUAAAAUUGAAUAAUUGUCAUGAAAUAAAUUUGUAAACAAUUAUUUCAUAAACAAAGUAUAUAAAAAUAAGAAUGAAUCUGAUGACUUGUCAAAUACUAUGCUUUUACGGUAGGAAUUUAGGACAGAGGUGAAAGUUUUGAAACGUCAUACGUUUCUGAAUACUUGGCCGACUUGACCAUGUAAUUAUUUAGAUGGUGGUUGUCGAUCAGUACUGCUUUCUGUUUUCGUUAAAUGCAGAUCAGUGACGUUUAUGAGAAUCAAAAAUUAUAAUGGCUUUAAAUAAUUCAAUUUCAAGAGUUGUUCGGAAGAGUAGUGCUCUGUCAGUGAAGUUAUGUGAAAAGUAUUCUGUAUUAUGCAGCAUAAAUAGAAAUAACUUUUCAUCAAGAUUGGAAAUACACGACAAAAAUUCAAGAUGUUAUGGAACUAAAGUAGCAGCGAACCAAAGACCUGAUUGGAAUAGAGCAGUUUCAGAAGCUGAAAAAAUUGUGGGCUAUCCAACUUCUUUCCUCAACUUGAGAUGGCUUUUAAGUGAUGAGAUUGCUAAUGUAGCUCUUCAUUUAAGAAAACUUGUUGGAUCCAAUCAUCCUCUUUUGAAAACUGCAAAGAGUUUGAUUUAUAAUGGCCGAAAUAAUAUGCAAGCAUGGGGUCUCAUAGUAUUAUUAAUCUCCAAAGCUGCUGGUCAUCGUAAUGUUGAUGACAUGGAAGAAGAUAAAGCAGCUGGAGUUUUACACAGCCAACGAGCUCUAGCUGAAGUUACUGAGAUGAUCAGAACGAGUCACUUAGUUCAUAAAGGUUUGGUCAAUAUCCAACCUGGUGUUUAUCCAGAGGCUGCAGAAUUAAAUGACAUGAUGUUUGGCAACAAAAUUGCUCUUUUAAGUGGAGAUUAUCUUCUGGCAAAUAGCAGUGCUGAACUAGCUGGCCUAAGAAACCAAAAUGUAGUAGAGCUUAUGUCAAGUGCAGUACGAGAUUUAGCUGAAGCUGAAUUCGUUGGUAGAAGAGAUAGACAAAAUAACCCUGUGCCUCCAGUACCACCUCCAGAUCGAACGGGGUAUGCUGUUAGAGAGUGGACGUUGCAAAACGUUUUAAGUGCUGGUGCGUUGUUGGGAAAAUCAUGCCAAGGAUCGCUGAAGCUUGCUGGUCAUAAUGAAGAGAUGCAAAAUUAUGGAUAUAAAUUUGGAAAACAUUUAGCUCUUGCUUGGCAGGCUUGUUUAGAUUUAAGCCCGCUUAUUGGCAAAGAUCCUCAAAUACCUUUUAAUUUAUAUUCUGCACCAGUCAUGUUUCAUAUUGAGCAUGAUCCAUCGAUUCUGGAAGAGAUUGAUAAAGGAUUGGAGUCUGUACAUAAUGUAGAUUAUGCCAAGGUCUAUGACAUUGUUGUCAAGGGUCCAGGAAUCGAGUUGACGAAGCAGUUGCAAAAAGACCAUUCGCAAAAAGCAAUGGAUGUGUUAAGUGUCUUCCAAGAUAGUGACGCAAGAACAGCACUGUCAAAUAUUAUUGCUGCUAUGGGGGAUUUUUAAUGAGAUAUAUAGUUGAAUUUUAAUGUAAUGUGAGUAUUGAAAAUAUUCUAAUUUUUUUAUGAUUAAAUAUUUUUUAUAAUUUUAUAUAAAUGAUCGUUAAAAAUAUUGAAUCAAUUUUAUACAU